AUGAAGUUACUGAGUAUCUUACCUCUGCUAGCAGUUGCUUCCUGUUUACCAAUUUAUGCCAACAUUAGAGUUGUUAAAGUGAAUAGCGAUGGUAUUACAAGUGUUAAAGAUUACAAAAAUGUCAAUCUAGAUGGCGUUGAGAGUCUAGAACAGUUAAAUAUUGCUCCAGAAUUCAAAGAUUUGGAUAAAUCAAAACCUCAUGGUAUUGAUCCAAAACCUAAAGGUUGUCAUGGGAAAAAAUUCAAAGGUCCAAAAGUUGAACCUGAUGAAAAUGGUGUUGUUGUUGGUCCUUUCAAAUCUUAUGAAGAAGUUCAAGAAUUCACCAAUAGUUUGGUUCAUAAUGAAGAGAUUGAAUCAUCAUCAACUAAUUCAUGGAUUAGUGGAAAUGAUUAUGUCCAAUCAACAAAGAACUGGGCUAAUGAUUUAGUUAAAGAUGUCAAAGACAUUGAUUUCAAACAAUCUUUUAAAAACAUUGCAACAGAUAAUGAUGCUUUAAUAGCCGUUAGUGCUGGUGUUUUAAGUGGUGUCUUCUUAUACUGCAUCAUCUAUUUGGUCUACUUGCGUAAAUUAGCUUUUGAUUCUCAAUUUGAGGAUUAUGAAGCUGCACCAGUCUCUCUUCCAGAGUACAGUGAUGAAAAACUUCCAUUAUAUGAAGAUGAAGAUUCUUCAGAUCAUGAAUAAGCUUAACAAAAUGGUCUGAAUAUAUGAUUGCAUGAAAAUAGGUUUUUUAGGUAUAAGUGAGGUGGUUUUUAUGGUUGUUUUUCUU
This is a messenger RNA of Hansenula anomala, 766 nucleotides long. RefSeq lists its product as uncharacterized. The transcript is spliced from 2 exons. Bases 1 to 681 code for a protein of 226 amino acids. Lineage: Eukaryota; Fungi; Ascomycota; Saccharomycetes; Phaffomycetales; Wickerhamomycetaceae. The record is from RefSeq and is a predicted model, not a curated record.